CCCGCACGCGCGCUGAUGACGUUCUUCCCUAACAACAAGCAAACGCUUCUUAGCAACCACCUCAAUAAACAGCAGGAAAUUAAAGCAUCAGUGUCUGCCAUCCUCAUUCAUCCAUCUUCCUCCUUCUCAACCUGAUGGAUGAGACUGUGAAACCCCUGAGGAUUCCUCCCCAGAUGUCCGUCUACGCUGACAAACACAACAUCUUCCACCUGGAGCAGAGCAUGCUGUCCAGUCUGGUAAUUGAUCGGCCUGAAGAUCCGAUCAGUUACCUGAUCAGUCUGCUGAGGAGAAGCAGCGUGGACAUUCCCAGGGUCCUGCUGCUCGGUCCUCCUGCUGUUGGGAAGCACACAGUGGCCAAAAAGCUGAGUGCUGAGCUGAGAGCUGUCCAAGUGACCACAGACAGUUUACUAGAGGGCCAAUCAGAGCUGAGUGUACAGGCACACCAAUACACACUCAAAGAGCAGGAGCUUCCUACUGAGCUGCUGGUCCAACUGAUCCAACAGAGACUGAAUGAGAUUGACUGCUUCAACAGGGUGAGAUUGCGUUCAGACAGUGCUUUUCUAGACUUCCUCUCAAUCAGACUUCUGUAUGUGUUGUUGGAGAGGAGUCGGGGGAAACUGGUCGACCCACUGACAGGAGACAUUUACCAUCGGACCUUCAUCUGGCCGGUCGACGACACCGUCGCUCAGCGUCUGGAGAUCCCGUCAGAGACGCAACUAUUGGCUGAGCUGCAGCGUUACCGCUGUGAAGGCACAGGUCUGAACUCAGCCUAUCAGCACGUCCUGAAGAUUAUCAACGCUGACCAACCACACGCUGACAUUUACCAACAAGUGCUGGCUUUUGUCCGGACUCGUCGUCGCUCAAUAACUCCCAGAAUCCUCCUGUUGGGUCCACCGGGGUCGGGGAAAAGUCAUCAGGCCAGACUGCUGUCAAAGAAAUAUAAGAUGGUGGAUGUGUGUUGUGGUCAGCUGUUGAGGUCUGUGGCAGCUGAUGGUUCAGCUCUGGGAGAAGAGAUCCAAUCAUACCUGGAUGAUGGGAGGCGAGUUCCAGACUCCAUAGUGCUACAGGUUCUGGAGGAACGUCUGAGCCGAGUGGACUGCAGCUGCAGUGGCUGGAUCCUUCACGGCUUCCCCUACGACCUGCAGCAAGCCAAGAGCCUUCAGGAGUUCCAGCAGCCCAACAGGGUUUUCUUCCUGGAGUUGACAGACGAUGUUUGUCUGGAGAGAAUCACUCUCAGAGCGACAGAUCCAGUCAGUGGAGAGAGGUUCCACGCUAUGACUCGACCGGCUCCGAGCUCUGAGGUCACAGACAGACUGAAGACCAGACCUGAGGACAGCACAGACAGUGUAACACACAACCUGAGUCAGUACAGGAUACAUUCUGCUGUCCUGCAGGCUGUAUAUCCAGAUGCAUGUCAUAUUGAUGCUGAUCAGGAUCCACACUCAGUGUUUGAGGCUCUGGAGAGCAGACUGACAGCUUACUGACAGUGGAGACACCAGAAGACACAUAGAGACAGUUUUGGGAGACAAGAAGUGGAGUGACUGCUAUUACUCUUCUCUAAACCUUCCCUUCAUCAUUUUGUAAAUGUUCUUGGUUUGUUGUAUUGCAACUAAAAAGUUUUUCUUU
Molecule: messenger RNA, 1626 nt
Organism: Etheostoma cragini (Arkansas darter)
Lineage: Eukaryota; Metazoa; Chordata; Actinopteri; Perciformes; Percidae
Gene: ak8
Product: adenylate kinase 8
Exons: 14
Coding region: 135-1484 (449 amino acids)
Biological process (GO): nucleoside triphosphate biosynthetic process
Cellular component (GO): cytoplasm
Molecular function (GO): ATP binding; nucleoside diphosphate kinase activity; AMP kinase activity
Source: RefSeq, a predicted model, not a curated record